UCUUCUGUCAACUGUCAGAUUAUACACCUAAUCAUUCAGAGAAGUGAAAAAAAAAAAUUAUUUUAUCCAGCCCCAGCGGCUGGAUUGAGCAACUAGCGAUUACCGUUUACCACAUAGGCGGUUUUAAACGCAGGAAGCUGCUGGAUGCGCAAGCAAUGAAAGAUGAGAUGCCGUUGUGAUGAGUGUUUUAUCAAAUCAGACCAGAACACAUAAAAAUUACAAGGACUCUUGUUUGGAACUACCUUAGCAGUCACUUGAAUUUAAGCAUUCGCGAAGAUGACAAGCACACAAGAUAUUUACAAAAAACAGAAAACGUGCAUGCAAGUUGCUACAAAUGUCACUGAACAAAAACAUCAUGUAUCUAGAGCAAAACGAGGGCAAAUUCUUGGACAUCUAAGAGGAUUUAGAGGAUGCACAGUGUGGUUUACUGGACUGUCUGGUGCAGGAAAAACUUCCAUUGCAUUUGAAUUAGAGGCCUAUUUGGUAUCACAUGGUAUACCAGCAUAUGGCCUAGAUGGAGACAAUUUGCGAACAGGUCUGAACAAAGAUCUAGGAUUCUCUAAGCAAGAUCGAGAAGAAAAUAUUCGAAGAGUGGCUGAAGUAGCGAAAUUAUUUGCUGAUGCAGGUCAAAUCUGCUUAUGCAGUUUCAUCUCUCCCAAUGCUGAAGAUAGGGAAGUAGCAAGACGCAUCCACAGAGAGAGUGAUCUCAUGUUUUUUGAAGUAUUUGUGGAUACUCCAUUGGAAGUUUGUGAACAUAGAGACACAAAAGGGUUGUAUCAGAAAGCUCGGAAUGGAGUUAUUAAAGGAUUUACUGGUAUUGACCAACCUUAUGAGAUUCCAGAACAUCCGGAGUUGGUAGUGAAAACUAUUGAUUUCACUGUUGAAGAGUCAACUAUGCAGGUGGUGGAAAUGUUACGAGAAAAUGGGGUGAUACCCUUUGUUCAGGAAGAUAAAGAUUGUGUUCCAGAGCUUUUUGUGCCUAAACAUAUGCUUGCCAGUGCUAGAGAGGAAUCACUUUCAUUACCAAAGUUGCAGCUUACUGUUCUAGACUUACAGUGGUUGCAGAUUCUCAGUGAGGGAUGGGCUUAUCCCCUGAAGGGCUUCAUGCGGGAAGAUCAGUUUCUCCAAACUUUACACUUCAACUGCCUCCAAACAGAAGGAGAUGCUGUAAGUCAGAGUAUUCCGAUUGUCCUUCCCAUCACUACUGUACAAAUGGAACAGGUGCGAGAUGCCUCCGCUAUAUCUCUUUAUUACAAUGAUAGUUGCUAUGCAAUUCUCCGAAAACCUGAGUUCUACUUCCAUAGGAAGGAGGAAAGGGUAGCAAGACAGUUUGGAACUACCAACAAAGAUCACCCUCACAUCAAGAUGAUUUAUGAAUCAGGAGACUGGCUAGUAGGUGGUGAACUUGAGGUAUUGCAGAGAGUGUUUUGGAAUGAUGGUCUAGACAGUUACAGACUAACACCUAAUGAAUUGAAAGAAAAGUUCAAAAAUAUAGGAGCUGACGCUGUGUUUGCCUUUCAACUCAGAAAUCCAAUACACAAUGGACAUGCACUCUUGAUGACUGAUACGAAGAGGCAAUUGCAAGAGAGGGGAUAUAAGAAACCUGUAUUGCUUCUUCACCCAUUAGGUGGCUGGAUCAAAGAUGAUGAUGUUCCUUUACCUAUAAGAAUUCUGCAACAUCAAGCUGUCCUAGAUGAAGGUCUGCUUGAUCGUUCCUCCACUGUUCUUGCUAUAUUUCCCAGUCCGAUGAUGUAUGCAGGCCCCACUGAAGUUCAGUGGCAUGCCAAGGCUAGAAUGAAUGCUGGCGCUAACUUCUACAUAGUUGGAAGAGACCCAGCGGGGAUCGCUCAUCCUUCUGGCAAGGAAGCUACGCCAGAUGGUAACUUGUACGACCCUGUUCAUGGGGGUAGAGUAUUAAAAAUGGCACCAGGGCUGAAAUCUUUGGAAAUAAUCCCAUUCAGGGUUGCUGCUUACGACAAGAGAAAUAAUAAAAUGGAUUUUUUUGACCCAACUAGAAAAGAUGAUUUCGAAUUUAUAUCUGGAACAAAAAUGAGGACACUUGCUAGGAAUGGAGAUAAUCCACCACGUGGAUUCAUGGCACCGAAAGCUUGGGAGAUUCUCGCCGGUUAUUACCAAGGGCUAAGCAAAAGUUAAUAUAUGUAAAUUUUCCAUAGGAUUUGAAAAGUUAUCUUUUAUCAGUAUUGUGUCUCGUUUAUUAUUCUUCCAUUUUCGUGUACUUUAAUUUGUGUAUGUUCCAAUAUGUUCCAGAUGAAUAUGGGAAAUAAAAUUCAACUAGUCCAA
Leptinotarsa decemlineata (Colorado potato beetle) is the source of this 2301-nucleotide messenger RNA. RefSeq names its product 3'-phosphoadenosine 5'-phosphosulfate synthase (gene Papss). Gene Ontology annotation, biological process: 3'-phosphoadenosine 5'-phosphosulfate biosynthetic process; sulfate assimilation. The record is from RefSeq and is a predicted model, not a curated record. Lineage: Eukaryota; Metazoa; Arthropoda; Insecta; Coleoptera; Chrysomelidae. Gene Ontology annotation, molecular function: sulfate adenylyltransferase (ATP) activity; adenylylsulfate kinase activity; ATP binding.